AUGACAUUGAAGCAAAUCUUCAACGAUCAGUACUAUGGGAAGAAUGAGGAGCUUGCUGAAGGAGAUCAAGAAAAGCCCAUAUUUAGCGACAUGGAUGAUUCAGAUGAUGAAACAAACAGUAGUGACUACGACAAUUUCCCUAUUUCAACUGCCGCUAAUAGUGCAAGCAAUGUUGAGCAGAGUAAAUCAAAUUCUAAUGAAAACGGAAAUGCGCAGAAUGGCGGGGGAACCUCCACGCGAGUGAAAGAAGAGUCGCGACGGAAGAGAAAGAGAAACAGUAGAUUUCGAGAAGCUGUGCAAAGAAAGAAACCACUGUUUGAUCCCAAAGCAAAAACUUUUGAAGAGUAUUUUAACGAGUAUUAUGCUCUGGAUUAUGAAGAUAUCAUUGGUGAUAAGUUGACAAGAUUCAAAUACAGACAAGUAGUUCCAAAUGACUUUGGGCUAUCUGUCGGUGAAAUUUUAUCUGCAGAUGACAGACAACUGAACGCUUGGGCUUCUCUUAAGAAGGCAACCGGUUAUCGAAGUGAACACGAAGAGUUGGUGGAGAAGAAACGCUAUGAAAGAAAAGCUGCUGAUGUGAAGAAGAAGGAAAAGAUCUUCAGCACCGAUUUCGGCGGAAAGAGGAGUAAAAAGCACAAAGAGGAAGAAGUUGCAGAGGAUGGGCUUGAUGAGGCACAUUCCAGUGGUGGUGUUAUGCAAGAAAAG
Strongylus vulgaris is the source of this 705-nucleotide messenger RNA. NCBI's taxonomy places the organism in Eukaryota, Metazoa, Nematoda, Chromadorea, Rhabditida, Strongylidae. The record is from the annotation of a GenBank genome assembly.